Acanthosepion pharaonis is the source of this 615-nucleotide messenger RNA. NCBI's taxonomy places the organism in Eukaryota, Metazoa, Mollusca, Cephalopoda, Sepiida, Sepiidae. The record is from the annotation of a GenBank genome assembly.
AUGUUGCGAUGGAUAAAAGAGAAUAAAGGUAAACCAUUAAUAGCUAAUAUUCGCUUGACAAAAGAACCAAUAGACUGCAUGAGUGUGCAAGUUUACACAGGUGGAACAAGAGAUGAAUUAAAUACAAUUAGUCUAUCUAUCUAUCUAUCUAUCUAUCUAUCUAUCUAUCUAUCUAUCUAUCUAUCUAUCUAUCUGUCUGUCUGUCUCAAUGUGCUCACUACAUAUCUAUCUAUUUCAAUUUUACACACAUUUUCCCUCAUCGUUGCCAUCUUUGUUACUUUAUUUGUAUCUUUGUUUUUUUUAUAUGUCUGUUUUUUAACAUAUUUAUCCUUAUAUCACUAUUUUGUUUCUUUUUCUGUCUUUCUGGUUUUAAAACAUUUUCCCUCAUCCUCGCCGUCUGUUACUUUAUUUGUAUCUUUUUUCUAUGUCUGUUUUUUUAACAUAUUCAUCCUUAUAAUCUUUCUUUUGUUUCUUUUUUCUCUUUUUCUUUCUCUUUUUCACACAUUCCUCCUUCAUCAUUUCCAUUUUCCUUUCUUUUGCACAUUUUUUUCUUUUUUUAAUAUCUUUCUUUUUACUCUUUUCUUUCUUAUCGUAACUCGAAUCUUACUGUCUUAA